ACGCAGCCACCUGGAACUCCGCCUCGUUGGGAGCCAUGUCCCAUCCCAUCUCGUACGUCAGCCGUUGCACGCACCAAGUGUCCCUCCCCCUCUUGCAUCCUCCUCAUCUUCUCUCCAUCACCCUCCCAUCUACUCCCCCACCAUCUCAGCCAGGCUGCACCUCUCCAUUCCCUCCACAUCACGUGCACCACAACUGCCUACUAAUACCCAACACCUCCUCCAUGCCCCUUGCGCUGCUCUCUUUCCCCCUCUCUCCAACCUCCAUUCCCUCUUUCCCCCACCUCUCCUCCUCGCUGGCUGA
This is a messenger RNA of Closterium sp. NIES-65, 301 nucleotides long. NCBI's taxonomy places the organism in Eukaryota, Viridiplantae, Streptophyta, Zygnematophyceae, Desmidiales, Closteriaceae. The record is from the annotation of a GenBank genome assembly.